AUGGCCUCCCUCUUCCAGCUCCUCGUCCUCCUCUUCGCCGCAGCUCUGACUGUGUCAGCUGCUUCCGCCCCCAACAUCACCAGCCUCGUCGACAAACUGCCCCCUUGCUCCAUCAAUUGUAUCGUCGACGGUGUCACGAACGAUGGCUGUGCCAUUAGCGACCUCGCCUGCGGGUGCUCCAAGAUCAACGACCUCACAAAGACUGUCUCGCCGUGCAUGGCAAAGGCAGGCUGCACGCUCGACGAAAUGACUCAAGCUGCUGGAGCUGUCGUGCAACUCUGCGAAUCUGCAGGUCUUAUCGCAAACGCCACCACAAGUGACCCGACUUCGACCACUGGAGCGGCAUCAGCAGCGACCAGCAAAUCCGACGCGGGACGAUUCUCACAAGAGCUCGGAUUCGCAUACGCUGCCCUUGGUGUGUUAGUAGCCAUGGCUGUUCUGUAA
Molecule: messenger RNA, 444 nt
Organism: Trichoderma gamsii
Lineage: Eukaryota; Fungi; Ascomycota; Sordariomycetes; Hypocreales; Hypocreaceae
Exons: 2
Coding region: 1-444 (147 amino acids)
Source: RefSeq, a predicted model, not a curated record